This is a messenger RNA of Notechis scutatus (mainland tiger snake), 2880 nucleotides long. It is a transcript of the gene FAABTP, whose product is annotated as transmembrane protein 19. NCBI's taxonomy places the organism in Eukaryota, Metazoa, Chordata, Lepidosauria, Squamata, Elapidae. Gene Ontology annotation, cellular component: membrane. The record is from RefSeq and is a predicted model, not a curated record.
GGUUGCUUAGAGUUGCAGCGGGGCUCGGCGCUGAUGGGGCUCCCUCGUCGGCUUGCUGGUUUGAUCCGCGGAUCGCUGGGAAGAGGAUGGAAGAGUAUCUGCCUCGCCAAGAAGGUCGGCUGAAGCUGAGGCCCCGGUGGCCCUGAGGUUAUCACUUCUGGAUUUUCCAUGUUGUUUCAUUCCUGGAAUGAUUUCAAUAAAGAUUACUUCAAAAUGAUAACAAACAUCAUCAUUUUGAGUAUACUAAUAUGUAUUUCUUUGUCUUUCUGGAUUGUGUCCAUGACCGCAAGCACAUAUUAUGGUAGCUUGCGGCCAAUUUCUCCAUGGCGCUGGCUUUUUUCAAUUUUGAUCCCGCUAAUGAUUGCUUCACGAGGAUUUAGGAAAAAGAGUCUUGAUCAUGGUGGAGCAAUAGGAGGUUUAAUUGUUGGAUUUAUCCUCACUGUUGCAAAUUACAGCUUUUUUACCUCCAUGCUCAUGUUUUUUAUUACUUCUUCCAAACUCACCAAGUGGAAAGGAGAAGUAAAAAAACGAAUAGAUUCAGAAUACAAAGAAGGUGGACAAAGAAAUUGGGUGCAAGUAUUUUGCAAUGGCGGUGUACCUGCAGAAUUGGCUCUGCUAUAUAUGAUUGAAAAUGGACCAGGUGAAAUUCCAGUAGAUUUCUCUAAACAAUAUACAGCAUCCUGGAUGUGUCUAUCAUUACUGGGUGCUUUGGCCUGCUGUGCUGGGGACACCUGGGCUUCAGAAAUUGGCACUGUCAUGGGUCAUGAACCUCGGCUAAUAACAACCUGGAAAAAAGUUCCUGUAGGUACUAAUGGAGGUGUUACUUUAGUGGGUUUAAUUUCAAGUCUGCUUGGAGGCACAUUCGUUGGCAUGGCUUACUUCAUUUCCCAAUUGAUUUUUGUGAAUGAUUUGGAUAUAUCUGCUCCACAAUGGCCAAUUAUUGUGUUUGGUGGCUCUGCUGGUUUACUAGGCUCUAUCAUUGAUUCUUACUUAGGAGCAACAAUGCAGUACAGUGGUUUUGAUAAAUGUACUGGAAUGGUUGUCAACCAUCAGACAGAAAAUGCAACACACAUUUCUGGUAAACCAAUCCUGGAUAACAAUGCAGUGAAUCUCUUCUCCUCUGUAGUCAUUGCUUUGUUAUUGCCAGGAAUAGCAUGGGGAUUUUGGCCAAGGGGAUGAAGACAGGUAUUGACUUGCAUUUUUUUUCUUCAAACAAGCUGUGACCUAAAAGAUUUUCCACCAAAAGUCUUCAUAAUUCUGGACUGGAAUACAUUCCUGCAACUGUUCUGAAAGUAUGAGGAAUCACUAGGUUAUUAAAGUGAUACUUCCUGCAGCAGUUUUAGGUAGCUAAGGCAGACAGGAAGAGAGGAAAUCCUGAUUUAAUAUUGCUUUUUAUGUAAGACUAUAGCUCCCAUUUGAGUUGUUACGAUAGAAUAUUUGUUUGCACUUCAUUCUCCAUAAUUUAUUAGGCAAAUGAGAACUGGAAAGACUAAAAUAACCUGUGGAUAGAAUGCCAUUACAGCUACCUGAACAAGUAAAGGAUCUUGGUCUAGUGACUAGUGACUAAACUAAAUGCUAAACUUUCUAUAUUACUCUGAAAUCUAUUUUUUGUAGGGACCUAUUGUACUAUGGCUAGUGAACUGACCGCUCUAGGUACAAUCUUCAAUACAAUCACAAGUUUGCUUUUUGCUGUUAAAAUAUUUUUUAAAAUAUGUAUGAUAUGAAACCUAGUACUAACCUGUUGGUGCUUAAAGUUUAAACUUUAAUUUAUUGGGUUUAAAAUAUUAUGUUUAAAAACAAGAAUGUAUGCUUUUGGCCACUCUCUGUAGUUAUUAGCUAUAGUUUUAUCCUAGCAUAUGGAACAAAUACUUACAUUUGUUCAAAAUCUGUUUGGUCUUUGAGAUGGAUGUUACUUUUUAAAUCAAAGCUUGUAAUAACUUACCACUGAUAUCUGAAUAGAUAUGUUUAUUUCUUCAUAAAGAUAGGGCCAAAAGUGAAAUUCAGUUUAACUGAAAGCAACUCUUACUGAUAAAUUACAUAUUUCUUUUUCUUGUAUAAUUUUUUAAAAGUAUAUUAGCAAGUUAUAUUACAAAUGCAAUGGAAAAUUUGUCAGGUUUAUUUGCUAGUAGAUCCAUUUUCCAUAGACUUAUAUUUUCAUUUUAUAUAAAUCAGAUACUAGAAUUUUUAAUUUUACACUAAUCUUAAAGGAAAAAAAGGUAAGUUGAUGGCUGCUUCACAGAGGCUAUGUCUACAGACAAUUUUUAAUACUGUGUAGAAACUGUUUUCAAUUGUUUUUCUUAUCAGUUAUAACUAGACAAGAAUUCCUAUUAAAAAGGAGUGUGCAUAAAGCAAAUUUGAAGAACCAUUUGUAGAAACUGAUUAAAACAACACAAUAUGUACAUAUGUAAUAUAGGACACUGGGAAUUUCUGCAAAAAUUAAUAUACAGAUUUCUGUAAUAUAGACACUGGAAUACAUGGCAUAAUAAGGUGAAUACAGCACUGACUCCUAGUGUUGAUACUAAUGUUGUUCUCUGAAGCAUCUGAAAAUUUGGGUAUUUGUUGGUAGUGGCAAAAUAAAUAAUAAAAAUUUAAUGCAACCCAAGAAAUUGAUUGGAUUGAUGAAGAUCUGUUAAAAUAUUAUAGAUAUCAGUGAAGAAUUGUGAACAAAUUAUAAAUAAGAAAAAUGGGAAAUACAAUAUUUAAUAGGAAUGUAUGAGGUGGGGAGAAAAACGUAAAUUGAAAUAUUUUCUGUGCCUCGAUCUAUUUAUAUACAUCACGAUAAAUACAGCAGUAGGCAUCUUUUUUGAAAAUGCAUGUAGAAAAUGUGUCCAAAUGAGGCUCUUAUAAAAAUGUUCAAAUAAAAAUGACUUUAAAAUGGCA